Molecule: messenger RNA, 1875 nt
Organism: Prunus mume (Japanese apricot)
Lineage: Eukaryota; Viridiplantae; Streptophyta; Magnoliopsida; Rosales; Rosaceae
Product: putative magnesium transporter NIPA4
Biological process (GO): magnesium ion transport
Cellular component (GO): membrane
Molecular function (GO): magnesium ion transmembrane transporter activity
Source: RefSeq, a predicted model, not a curated record
UUUUUGUAAGAAACCUAACAAUUAAGGAAAAAAAAAAGGGAUGAAAAGAUGGAGUAUAGCACUCAUCAACCUUUGGUCGGAGUGAAGUCGUUAUUAUGGUGAAACCGAGUUAAAAUUAUAAAAAUCCAAUCUUCGAUUCGCAUUAACACACACGACACGCCCUCUCUUCUUCUUUCUUCUUCUUGUUCUCCUUUGCCUUCCGAUCUACAACAACAGACUACAGCUGUACAUUUCUGUACCCACCGCCAACUCCCAGCGCCGACAUUAUCUUCAAUAUCUUCUCCAUCUAAAUCUCUCUCUGUGUUGUUUCUUUGUAAACUCGAUCGAACGUGCUCUCUCUCUCUCUCUCUCUCUCUCUCUCUCAACUCACUCCGAGUCGCUUGCCUAUUUGGGUAUUUGCAGUUUUGUAACAGUAAUGAUACACUCAAAGCCUGUGAGCGGAGAAGCUUUUUAGGGUUUUUGCUUCUGGGUUUCUCAGCCAUGGCGACUGAGGGUCAGAGCCCCCCGAUGAGCUGGAGAGAUUCCUACAGGGGCAUGUCCUCUGACAACAUCAAGGGUUUGAUUCUUGCUUUAUCUUCGAGCUUGUUUAUUGGUGCUAGUUUCAUUGUCAAAAAGAAGGGUUUGAAAAAGGCCGGGGCUUCUGGCAUCAGAGCAGGAGUUGGAGGAUAUUCUUACCUCUAUGAGCCACUUUGGUGGGUGGGCAUGAUAACAAUGAUCGUUGGGGAAAUUGCUAAUUUUGCGGCUUAUGCAUUUGCGCCAGCUAUACUAGUAACUCCUCUUGGUGCUCUCAGCAUAAUUAUCAGUGCUGUGCUUGCACAUAUUAUUUUACGUGAGAGACUUCAUAUUUUUGGGAUUCUUGGUUGCGCUCUAUGUGUUGUGGGUUCUACAACAAUUGUGUUACAUGCUCCUCAAGAACGUGGUAUUGAAUCUGUAACAGAAGUUUGGGAUCUUGCCAUGGAACCAGGUUUUCUCUUGUAUGCAGCUUUGGUCAUAACUGCUGUGUUUAUUCUUAUAUUCCACUUUAUCCCGCAAUAUGGCCAGACACACAUAAUGGUCUACAUUGGAGUUUGUUCCCUUGUAGGUUCCUUGUCGGUCAUGAGUGUCAAAGCCCUUGGAAUUGCUUUGAAGUUGACAUUAUCGGGCAUGAAUCAACUAGUUUAUCCCCAAACUUGGGUCUUCACUUUAGUUGUCAUUACAUGUGUGCUUACCCAAAUGAAUUAUUUGAACAAGGCACUUGAUACUUUCAACACAGCUGUGGUAUCUCCGAUAUACUAUGUUAUGUUCACAUCACUAACUAUUCUGGCUAGCGUUAUCAUGUUUAAGGAUUGGGACAGACAGAGUCCAACCCAGGUUAUCACGGAAAUGUGUGGGUUUGUGACUAUCCUUGGAGGAACUUUUCUGCUUCACAGAACGAAGGAUAUGGUUGAUGGUUUGCCAACAUCAAUGUCCUCCAUGCGACUAUCGAAGCAUGCAGACGAGGAUGGAAUUGAUGGUGAAGGCAUCCCUCUUAGACGGCAGGAUAGCUCGAGAUCACCAUGAUGCAUUCUUUAGCUCACAUCUGCCAUUCCCACAAGCUUGCAUGCUUAUUUUUGGGGGACGUUGCUAAGUGUACCUGUACUUUAUGGAGCAUCGUAUCUACCCCAUCCUACCCAAUCUUAUAUAUUUUUUUGGAUAGCUUCAGAGAUUGGUAAGAGUUUUCCCCCUUUUUUGUUUAUUUUCGCUGAUUGGCUUUACAGUUACUGCUUUUAGCAAUAUCAUUGUAUACUCUCUCCCCACUCCUUGACAAAGAGAUUGGCCAAUUGUAAUUUUACGCAAAUUGGUUCCGCGGUGUAUCUUUUGGCUAACAUUUGCCAUUCAAUGGAUUUUUAAAGAAAA